AUGUUUUAAGGAUAUUGGGUAUGUUAUAAGGAUAUAGGGGUAUGUGAUAGGGAUAUGGGGAAUGUUAUAAGGAUAUUGGGAAUGUUAUAGGGUUAUAGGGGUAUGUGAUAUGGAUAUGGGAGAAUGUUAUAAAGAUAUGGGGUAUGUUUUGAGUAUACUGGUGUAUGGGCAUGUUAUAGGGAUUAUGUAGAUAUUGGGGCUGGACGAUAUGAUUAUGUGAUUUUUAUGUUUUGAUAAAUAACGUGAUACUGUGACAUCCAUUUCUUUAUUUUGACUGACAUGGUGGUGUGGCAGGGUUGGCAGUGCAUCCGUUUACUGUUGGAUGUUUUAAUCACUGUUGGGCACCAAAAAUAUAUAUCUAAAAAAUACCUUAAAGUGUCCUGUGGUGAGAAUUUAUGAUGACGAAGGACUAGAGUCAUCAUGGUACCACUCCUCCAGUUAUUUUCUUUAUCAGUGUUGAGCUACAGAUCAUCAUGCUCUCUCUUCUAUACAUAAUUGUUUUAGACUGGGGAUGAUUUGCGGAUUCUGAAAUGGCCAAAAUGUACCAUCGGGAGAAGAGCAUUCAGCUAAAGAGCAGUGCUUCAGCGCUCUACAACAACCUGAGUGUGCUGCGCCUGGCACCACGUUCUCUCACCCAUUUUGCUGUAGUGCAUGCCAAUGUCGUAAACCUAGUGAGUGCAUCCUGGGAUGGACUCAACUACUCACACCGGCAGCUGCAGUCCAAAGAGGGAAACAUGGCCACCAGCUCCUCACUCAUUAUGCAGGCAGCUUGGUGUGUACUGCCAUCUAGAGAUCUGCUUGUUGUUGCUUCUCAGAAAGGGAUUCAGAUGUUUGAGUCUGAUGGAUCCAUUAUGGUGUACUGGCAUGCACUAGAUACCCCAGAGACACCCACAGCUAAGGCAAUUUUUGCACGGGGGAUUGCAGCUGUAAAAGACAAAUACAUCUGUGUAGGGGUCUCUUCUGGGGCAGUUCUGGUGUUUGACAUUCCUAGUAAAGGAAGCAACAUCACAUUGUCUGAAGUUCUGGAGGAACACACUGAGGCUGUCACAGACAUCGGGUUGGAGUGCUCAGGCAGUGCGGAGUACAUAGCUGAUAUGGUGAGUGCUGAUGACUCAGGACUUUUGUGUGUAUGGAAGUCUGAAGGGGAUUUCCAGCUUCUCAACAAGAUCCCUGGAUUUGAUAUAAGCUGUUCAUCGGUAAAGCUGUGGAAAGGCAUGGUCAUAGCUGCCUACGGCACGGGCCAAAUCCGCCUCUACGAGGGUGUCACUGGAAUACUACACGCUGAGAUUAAUGCCCAUACUCGCUGGAUCUACUCCCUUGAUAUUGCUCCUUUCACUGGACUGCUGCUCUCCGCUGCCGAGGACUCUUUUGUGCGUGUGUGGCAUUUAAACACAGUCCCAGAAAACAACAGUGUGGAGAUCGAACACCUUUACAAUGAAUGUGUGACUGACACUCAGAUUUGUGGCGCUAAGUUCUGCGAUGGUGACGGCUACGCUUUCGCUGUCACAGGCUAUGACCUAAGUGAGAUCAUCCGCUACACACAGGCAUAAGUGACUCCUUCCAGUUCUCAUGCUUCUAUUGUGGAACUUUUACAAAAGACACAGCACUUGGCUGGUGCAGGUUUUUGUUCCACUGCAAGUUGGCACAUUACAGGGUCAGUGAAGCUGGCCAGACUGACUGUCAGCAAUGCCUUGUGUUGUCUGUACAGUAUUGUAAGCUGACCAUGAGUUUAACACAGACCUGUGAAAGCCAUCGCUUUGCUCUCAAUGCAGCCAUUUGGUCUGAUUUAAUCUUGUUAGAACUUUUUUGAGUGAGACCUUUCAAUCAAAUCUCUUUUGGAGAAGAAAGAAAUGUUUAUGUGGUGUGUACUGUUGAGUGUAAAACUUUACAUUCCUAUUAGGACAGAAUAAAGAAGACAGAGAUGUUAUAUAAAUAUAAUUUUUUUCUAAAAUGUUCAUUGUGUAUCUAUCUAUCUAUCUAUCUAUCUAUCUAUCUAUCUAUCUAUCUAUCUAUCUAUCUAUCUAUCUAUCUCGCUCUCUUUCU
Molecule: messenger RNA, 2043 nt
Organism: Silurus meridionalis
Lineage: Eukaryota; Metazoa; Chordata; Actinopteri; Siluriformes; Siluridae
Gene: wdr54
Product: WD repeat domain 54
Exons: 11
Coding region: 531-1550 (339 amino acids)
Biological process (GO): cilium assembly
Cellular component (GO): centriole; ciliary basal body
Molecular function (GO): protein binding
Source: RefSeq, a predicted model, not a curated record